Molecule: messenger RNA, 1458 nt
Organism: Coccomyxa subellipsoidea C-169
Lineage: Eukaryota; Viridiplantae; Chlorophyta; Trebouxiophyceae; Coccomyxaceae
Product: SecY protein
Exons: 9
Coding region: 1-1458 (485 amino acids)
Biological process (GO): thylakoid membrane organization; chloroplast organization; protein localization to chloroplast
Cellular component (GO): membrane; plastid envelope
Molecular function (GO): transmembrane protein transporter activity; signal sequence receptor activity
Source: RefSeq, a predicted model, not a curated record
AUGCUCAGCAGCGAGUAUACGCCGCAGAUGUCCUCUUCGCCAGGCUGGUGGACAUGGCUGACGCUGAGGCUGCCCCUGCUGGGCAGCCCCCAGCUGCUGCAGCGCAUCGCCCUCACAGUCCUCUUCCUGGCACUCGCACGCGUGGGGCAGUUCAUCCCCCUGCCGGGCGUCAACCUGGCUGCGGUGGCCAGCGCAGCCGCAGGCGAGCACUGCUCGGCUCUCGGCACAGGCGGUGGGUUUGAGGAGGCGUUUGGGGCGGAUAGCGCAAGUGUGGGCAUUUUUCAACUGGGCAUUGGGCCCUACAUCGACGCAUCCUGGACGCUGUCGCUCAUCCUGCUGCUCAAGAUCCCUCAGGAGAUCUACGUGCACCUGCAGCAGCUGCGGCGAGCUGGGCGCGAGGGGGCGGCGGUGAUAAAGAUGUACACUCAGGUGGGGUCGCUGCUGUUUGCGGUGGUGCUGGGCGCCAAGCGCGCGGUGGAGCUGCGGCCGCACGCGAUCGCGCCGGCCGGCUUCCUGACGCACACAAUGGCGACGCUGGUGGCGGGCGCGAUGCUGCUGCGCUUUGUGUGCGACCAGAACGAGGACCACGGCCUCGGGGACGGCAUCUCCCUCCUCAUCUGCGCCGGCAUGGCCGCAGGAUAUGCGGCAAAGCUGAGGCAGUUGCCGGGGUUGCUGGCGGCUGCGGCAGUGCCGGCCUGGAAGCUGGGGGCAGCUGUGUCGGCGUGCCUUGCGCUCGCGUAUGCGGCUGUGUAUGUAACCCAGAUCGAGAAGCGCCUGCCCCUCGUGUACUACAAGCGUCGCACAGAGGAGUUGGGGAAGCGGCGGGCGCCAUCGCAGCUGCCGGCCAAGCCGCCGCGGACGACGGAUUAUCUGCCGCUGCGCAUAGCGCCCUCCGGCAUGGGUCCCUUACUCAUGGCCUCCUUCGUAUUCUACAUGUCCCCCCAAGUCGUCGCCUUUGUCUCCCCGCCAGCCGCCGCCCGCAUGGCCGCCUUCCUGUUCAAUCCGGCGGUGCUGCCAUGGAGCUUUGGGCUGUUUGUGUUCAUGACCAUGAUCUUGGACUUCUCCAGCGGCACUGCAGCGCGUGAGAUGGCUGAGUGGAUGGCGUCGGUGGAUGCGGGGGUGAAGGGGGUGAGCCCGGGCCCCUUCACGGAGGACUUCCUGGUGCAGCAGCAGGGGCUGAUGCGCUUCUGGGGCGGCCUCGCCAUUGCCGGCCUGGCCGUCGCCGCCAACCUGUUUGACGCCGCAUGCACCCGCCACCUGGGCGCCUCUCUCAACGCCAUCAGCCUCAUCAUGAUCACCGGAUUUGUCACCACCGCCCUGCGCCAGGCGCAGUCGCUGAUGCAGCUGCCUCGGCUGGCGAGGGCGCUUGCAAGGGAGAGGGAGCUCUUGUCUGCUGUUGAUUUACAUGCCAAGAAUGAAACAAGCCUGGUUCCUUCGUCAACGCCUGCAAUUUACUGA